AAAAUGUACAAAGUAUGUAUGUAUGAAUGUAUGCAUACAUACAUACAUAAUCUCAAGCAGUUGUUUACAGAUGUAUGAACGAAAUGUACAUAAUGACAAAACAGAUGUACGAAAAUAAUUUUUGAAAAAGUAUUCGUUGUUUAGUAUCUCUUUAGUAUCGAUUGCGUCUAGAUUGGAUAUUUAUUUUUUAUUCAUAAAAAAAUAUUUUUAAAAAUUUUCCAUUGUUGUUUUUUUUAAAUUUGCACUGUACAUUUUUUUAAUAUUUGAUUUUUAAAAGUUGGAGUAAAAAAACAAAAAAACACAAAGUAAAAGACAACCAACAUGAGCGGUGGUGGCUAUAAGGAUUUGGCAGCUAUGAAGAAAUUAUUUAACUCUUGGGAUGUUGGAAUACUUUAUGAGCUGUUUAAAGAAGAAGAUAUUGGCAUUGAUGAGCUUAAAAUGAUGCAGUUAAGUCAUAUAAAUCAUUUACUACAAAAUUAUAAAAUCGGUGUACGUAUACGUUUUGAACAUCAUUUCAAUAAUUGGCGACUAAGAAUUGGACUGCCCUUAAAAACAAUCACUUGUUGUGGUUGUCAUCAUAAAGUAUAUGAUGUUAUUGGUAAUGGUUAUGUAGAAUCUGAGAAUUUCGAAGAAGUUAUAACAGAUAAUAUUAGUAAUGGUAUUAAUUUUGGAGUUAAAAGAAAAAGACAAAACGAUGAGGUGGCACAUAAUUAUUAUGAUGAAUCUCAGCCACCAUUAUCGCCACAUUCGAUAAAAUCCGAACAUUCUUUAGUUAAACUAAUGACAAACUCUAAUGAGAGUAAUAAUCUUACUGGUGUAGCUGUUGAAUCAUCCGGUUCACCAACAGUUCAGCAAACUAACAAUACGGAUGAAGAAAACGAAAUGGAAAAUUUAAGUAUAAAUGCAUUGGCAGAUAUGUUAUCCAGUUCCAUCGGUGAAUCACCACCUAAAUUUCCCUCAAAACCAACAAACGAAAAAUGUCCCGUUAAUUUAGCAACCAUUUUACAACAGUCCGGUCAACGUGCCCACAGUAUUGUUAGUUUCUAUAAAGAAAAAAAGCGGCUGACGAAUGUACAUCGUGCCCAACUUAUACAGACUAUUGUCGAGUAUUUCGAUGAAAAUGAUUAUCAUUUAUCCCUAAAUAUGAGUCACAAUCUAGAAUGGGAAAUAUUGAAAAUGUUUCCUACCGAAAAGCUAGAAUACUAUCGUACAGAAAAACGUGGUAAAAUUUAUGUGAAAUUUUCCAAUAUGAAACGUUAUAAACGUGAACGAACUAGUAAAGUAUGUACGGAAAUACUUGAAACUACAAAUCUACGUUCUCGUCAUACGAGAAAUGAUGAAAAUAAUGAAGUUCUAACUGAUGGUCGAAAUGAUGAUAUGAGUAAUUGUGAAUGGCCUACAAUUGCUGAACCUGAAAUCGAGGUGAAAGAGGAAAAUGCUGAGAAAAUAGAAAUGAAUAAGUAAUUAUUAAUAAUUAAUAUGUAUUUACUAUAUUUCUAUAUGGAAAUUAAAAUAGAUUUUUAUUUUAAAUAAAAUAUUAUAAAUUUUAAUAAAAAAUGGAAAAUUCGA
Messenger RNA from Lucilia cuprina (Australian sheep blowfly), 1569 nucleotides. RefSeq lists its product as uncharacterized. The record is from RefSeq and is a predicted model, not a curated record. The coding region runs from base 322 to 1464 and encodes 380 amino acids. The transcript has 3 exons. Lineage: Eukaryota; Metazoa; Arthropoda; Insecta; Diptera; Calliphoridae.